AUGUCCACCGACGAUUUUCAGACGGAAACCGCUCUUAGCAGCAAGGGGAACGAAUACACGAUCACCAGGCCCGUCGGCGGCGAAGUUGUCAACUCCUUUUCUUCGAGCAAUUCGAAGGAGAACUUCGGCAUCAGCGUUGUUUGGAAACCCCAAGGCUCUGCCGAGUGGAUCCACACACCCCAGGAGGUGCAUGAGACGGCGGCCAUCACCAGAUACAAGCUCGUACAACAUGAGACCAAUAGCGACGGAGAGACCCUAUGCACACUCCAUUUCACAAACACGAAGAGCUACGGAUAUCAUUUCUUCGAUCAGACGGGUGAUAAGUACUGGGUGAGCACCUGGUUGAAGGGCAACCAUUCCGUCGACUACAAGUCCAAGAAACCCACCAUCGUCUUUAUCACUGGAGAUUAG
Molecule: messenger RNA, 411 nt
Organism: Pleurotus ostreatus (oyster mushroom)
Lineage: Eukaryota; Fungi; Basidiomycota; Agaricomycetes; Agaricales; Pleurotaceae
Exons: 1
Coding region: 1-411 (136 amino acids)
Source: RefSeq, a predicted model, not a curated record